Messenger RNA from Otolemur garnettii (small-eared galago), 2036 nucleotides. RefSeq names its product synaptotagmin like 3 (gene SYTL3). The record is from RefSeq and is a predicted model, not a curated record. The transcript has 15 exons. The coding region runs from base 46 to 1878 and encodes 610 amino acids. Lineage: Eukaryota; Metazoa; Chordata; Mammalia; Primates; Galagidae. Gene Ontology annotation, molecular function: neurexin family protein binding; small GTPase binding. Gene Ontology annotation, cellular component: plasma membrane; exocytic vesicle. Gene Ontology annotation, biological process: exocytosis; intracellular protein transport.
ACGCAGGGCCGUGGCUGGGCUCCAUGCUCUCAUCCACAGGAGGAGAUGGCCCAAGAAGUGAACCUAGAUUCUCUGAAGGAGCUGGAACGAGAGGCCAUUCUGCAGGUCCUGUACCGAGACCAGGCUGUCCAAAGCAUAGAGGAGGAGAGGAUACGGAAACUGCAAACGCAGCUGCAGCACCUGCGGUGGAAAGGGGCGAAGAGUGCUGGCCGGGAGUACACAGGGAAGUCCUGCGCCCGCUGCCAGAGCGUGCUGGGCCUUCUGCUGCACCGGGGCGCCGUGUGCCAGGGCUGCAGCCACCGCGUGUGCUCCAAGUGCCGCGUGUUCCUGAGGGGGACGCACGUCUGGAAGUGCACUGUGUGCUUCGAGGACAGAAAUGUGAAAAUAAAAACUGGACAAUGGUUCUUUGAGGAACGAGCAAAGAAAUUUCCAAAUGAAGGCAAACACGAGACAGUGGGAGCAAAGCUCUUGCAAUCUUAUCAGAAGCCCAGCAAAAUUUCUGUGGUUCCUCCUACGCCACCUCCCUUCAGCAAGAGCCAGUGUGGCAGCAGCCCUGGCAGGUUACAGGAACUUGGUCAGUUUAAAGGAUUUAAUAAGUCCGUGGAAAAUUUGUUUCUGUCUGUUGCCACCCACAUAAAAAAGCUCUCCAAGUCCCAGAAUGACAUGACUUCUGAGAAGCAUCUCCUGGCCACGGGCCCCAGGCAGCAUGCAGGCAGGACAGAGAGACGGAGCCAGUCUGACACUGCCGUCAACGUCACCACCAGGAAGGUCCCCACACUAGAUGUUCUGAAGCCUCUCAAUCAACAGGACUCCAAAAGUGCUACUCUCCCUGUUUUGAAGCAAGGAAAUCACGCAGCCAAUCUGAUGCCCCGCAGGUCUUUCUCUGGAGGUUCAAGACACGGAAGUUUAAUUAGCAUUAACAGCACUUGUACAGAGAUGGGCAAUUUUGACAACGCUAAUGUCACUGGAGAAAUAGAAUUUGCCAUUGGUUAUUGCUUCAAAACCCACUCUUUAGAAAUAUGCAUCAAGGCCUGUAAGAACCUUGCCUAUGGAGAGGAAAAGAAGAAAAAGUGCAAUCCGUACGUAAAGACCUACCUGCUUCCUGACAGGUCUUCCCAGGGAAAACGCAAGACUGUAGUCCAAAGGAACACGGUGGACCCGCACUUUCAGGAGACCUUGAAGUAUCAGGUGGAUCCUGCCCAGCUGGUGACCCGGUGGUUGCAGGUCUCUGUGUGGCACCUGGGCACGCUCACCCGGAGAGUGUUUCUUGGAGAAGUGAUAAUUCCUCUGGCUACGUGGGACUUCGAAGACAGUGCGACACAGUCUUUCCACUGGUAUCCGCUCAGGGCCAAGGCUGAGAAACAUGAAGAUGGCGUUCCUCAGAAUAAUGGAGAACUCGCAGUCCGGGCUAAGUUGGUCCUCCCUGCAGGGCCCAGAAACUCCCAGCAGGCUCCAGAAGGGACAGAUGAGCCACCACCUAAUGGUCAACUCUGUUUGGUAGUGCUGGGAGCCAAGAAUUUACCUGUGCGGUCGGAUGGUACCUUAAAUUCAUUUGUGAAGGGCUGUCUCACUCUGCCAGACCAACAAAGACUGAGACUGAAGUCCCCAGUCGUCAAGAAGCAGGCUUGUCCCCAGUGGAAACACUCCUUUGUCUUCAGCGGUGUGACGGCGUCGCAGCUGAGGCAGGCGAGCCUGGAGUUAAGUGUCUGGGACCACGCUGUCUUUGGGGUGAACGAUCGCCUGCUGGGGGCGGCCAGACUCGGGCCAAAGGGAGAUGCCCUUGGUGCUGCGGACUCAUGUGCACAGUCGAAGCUUCACUGGCAGAAAGUUCUUUCCAGCCCCAAUCUGUGGACUGACAUGACGCUCACCCUGCACUGAGGUGAAGGCUCCACCGCUCCGGGCUAAAUGGGUGUGAAGAGAGGGGCUAAGAACUGGGUGUGGGGCCACAGCUGGAAAAGACUCCCGGAUGCAGUCUCCACCUACAGUCUGGCCGUGUGGCUAAGACACCUGUUGGUGACUCUGUAUUUAAAUUAAAC